CAAAGGCUCUGCUGUAAAACCCUUGAGACUAGAACGAACCGACUGAUAAAGUAAAUAGGACUUCAUGUUAUUGUCGUAUCAUUAAAAGUUCCUCUAAAAUCUUUAGGUAACUUUUCCAGAAACUCAUUUCAUUAAUGUACGCUCACUACGAGCUUUGACUCUAAUUCCUGGACUAGUCCUGUCUGCUCCGUCAUUCUUUCACUUCGUCUCGUGGCUCAUCGUGACUCCACAGCCUCCGUCUCUUCCGUGAAAGCCGCCGUUCUGCCUCAGACCACUCCCCCCCUCGCUCGCAGUGAACGGAAGCGCCUCCGCUGUAGCUGUAGCUGCAGCCGCCGCCGCCUGUUGCCGUCGGACUCGCUUCUCUCUUCCGUGAUGGCGGAGGCCAACGCGCUCGAGGAGCUCCAGUCGGAGCUCACCUGCCCGGUGUGUCUGGAGCUGUUCCGCGACCCGGUGAUCCUCGAGUGCGGCCACCACUUCUGCCAGCUGUGCAUCAUCCAGUGCUGGGAGGCCAAGGCGGACGAGCUGUCCAACUGCCCCAAGUGCAGAAAGUCGUGCGCGCGCAAGCUGCGGCCCAACUCGCUGCUGUGCAACGUCGUGGACAGCGUGCGCCGAGCUCGCGCCGCCGACGCGACCGCGGGCUUCGCGGGCUUCGCGGGCUGCGAGCUGGAGCGCGCGCUGGAGGACGCCGAGCAGCGGGACGCGGGGUCCGGCGCGGGCAGCGUGGCCGAGUCGGUCGGCGCGUGGCUGCGCCGCGGGCUGGACAUGUGCGGGGAGCACGAGGAGAAGCUGAAGCUGUACUGCGAGGACGACCAGCUGGCCGUGUGCCUGGUGUGCGGCAUGUCGCGCGAGCACAAGGGCCACAGCGUCGUCCCGAUCGCGGAGGCGUUCGAAAACUACAAGGACAAGCUGUGCGCGGCUCUGGAGAAGGUCCGGCUCCAGACGGAGGAGGCCACGCUGUUCCAGAGGCGGACCAACGAGGAGAUCCUCUUCAUCAAGGAGCGGGCCGGGGACCUGGAGGCGCGCGUGUCCGCGGAGUUCGGCCGCCUGCGGGACUUCCUGCUGGAGGAGGAGCAGCGCCUGCAGGAGCGGCUGCGCACGCAGAAGGAGCGGCGGCUCGCGCGGCUGGAGGAGGCGCUGACCCGGGCCGCGGAGCGGCUCAGCCGGCUGGAGGGCGCGGCCGAGCAGCUGCAGCUCCGGCUCGCGGAGGAAAGCCCGGAGCAGCUGAGGGGAAUUAAAGAUUUCAUUGGAAGGGUCAACGGCCUGUUUGACUGCUCCCCCGAGGUGAGCGAGCCGCUGCAGUUCGGGGAGUUUGAGGGGCCUCUGCAAUACAAAACCUGGAGGAAAAUGAGCUCAGUUCUCCAGCCAGCCGUGGCAGCAGUCACCCUGGAUGCAGACACCGCCUACCCCUGCCUGUGGGUGUCCCCCUGCCGCACCAGCGUCCACGUGGGCAAGAUCCAGGCCGACCUGCCCAACAACCCGGAGCGCUUCACGCGCUACAACAUCGUGCUGGGCUCGGAGGCCUUCUCCUCGGGCAGACACUACUGGGAGGUGGAGGUGGGCUGCAAGACGGCGUGGGGCCUGGGCGUGGCCAGAGCCUCGGUGGACAGGAAGGAGGAGAUCAGCCUCUGCCCGGACGACGGCUUCUGGACCCUGGUGCUGAGGGACAAUGGCGACGGCACCAGCGAUUACGAAGCCUGCACAGACACGGAGGAGAGCUUGUUACACCCCACCAGACCUCCCAGGAGGGUGGGGAUCUACCUGGACUACGACCGCGGGGAGGUGGGGUUCUACGACGCAGGAGACAUGAGCCACCUCUUCACCUUCUACGAUGCCAAGUUCAAAGAGCCGGUUUUCCCGUACUUCAAUCCCUGGCCCAUUAUUAAUGGACACAACUGGGAGCCGCUCACCAUAGUAACGCCGCCCUAGGGACAAGUGUUUGCGUUCGGCAUCAGCGGCCUUCAAUGGACUCGUUUACAUGCAGUCGUCUGCAUUGUGUCUACGCAGAAGUAAUCUGGUAACAAUGCCAAAUAGCAAAGUUCCAUAAAAUUAACCAGAAAUUAAAUAUUUCCUUAUAACAAGUGCUUUUAAGAAAACUUAAAAUGACCUAUAUUUAUAUAACCUAUAGAUGUGAACACACACACACACAUACCUUGUACUUACAUCGACACACACGAGGAAAAUACCCUUUUUUGGAAGGAAAAUACCCUUUUCUCAGUACGCACAAACUCACACACACAGAGCAUUUUGCUACUGUAAACAACAUAAGUGGUACAAAAAUUAUGUUGGAGAACAAACGUUACAGUUUCUAUAUCUGCUGAAGCAGUUGUGUAUUUUUACUACAGUUUACAGUUUUAUGGAUGACUUCUCACCAUCGUAUUUAUUCAACACUACAGCACUGCUCUGAAAUAGAAAUGACAGUUUCUGUCGUUUCUAUGUGUUUUACAUUGAACUUAAUAUUGACAUACUUGGCUUUAAUUUUAUACGUUUCCACUAGAGGGCGCUCAAAACGAAGCCUGACCCCAUCACGUUGUCCUUGGCUCGUUAUGAAGUGAUUUAACUUUUCAUGAAACAUAUGGAGCCAACUUCCAGUAAAGAAAAUCCAGUAAGAGCUUUUAGACAGGGCUCCUUGUUUACCAGUCAGUUCAUUUAAUUUAGAGGUAGAUAAGGUCAAACAUCACUAAACCCUCAAUUCAGUUGAUUCAAAAGAGCAAACUCUCCCACAAAAUGUGUUAACAUGAAAGAGACAACAGGAUGAGUAAGUGAUUGCAAAAUGAAAUGAGCACAUAUGCAAUAUAAUGGAAGAGGCUUUGCUGUGAUAACAUGCAAUAAAUAAAGCUUUGGAGUCAGAUGACUGGAGGAGGCCGGACCCUCUGGUGGCUGGUGUUUGCACGACAAGCAGCCGCAACGAGAGGAGGGAAAAUGGGAAGAGACAUUUGAAACAAUGGCAAAAGUCAUGAAGCACAGAGACAUAUGUUAGACCUGUGUGAGAUCAGAGGACGAGAAUGUUCUGGUUCCAGCACACAGACGUGUUGGGUCCAGACCCGCUGAGGUCACGCUCCCUUUUCUCUCCCACUGUUUCUCAUUUGCCUCGUUACUAAUGAUGUCAAAUAAAGGCAAAAAAUGAA
Messenger RNA from Betta splendens (Siamese fighting fish), 3125 nucleotides. Its product is annotated as zinc-binding protein A33-like. The transcript is spliced from 6 exons. Gene Ontology annotation, molecular function: zinc ion binding; protein binding. Bases 373 to 1926 code for a protein of 517 amino acids. Lineage: Eukaryota; Metazoa; Chordata; Actinopteri; Anabantiformes; Osphronemidae. The record is from RefSeq and is a predicted model, not a curated record.